This is a messenger RNA of Maudiozyma barnettii, 2262 nucleotides long. RefSeq names its product ATP-dependent RNA helicase SUV3 (gene SUV3). The coding region runs from base 1 to 2262 and encodes 753 amino acids. The record is from RefSeq and is a predicted model, not a curated record. The transcript has a single exon. Lineage: Eukaryota; Fungi; Ascomycota; Saccharomycetes; Saccharomycetales; Saccharomycetaceae. Gene Ontology annotation, molecular function: ATP binding; hydrolase activity, acting on acid anhydrides; RNA helicase activity. Gene Ontology annotation, cellular component: mitochondrial degradosome. Gene Ontology annotation, biological process: mitochondrial RNA 3'-end processing; RNA catabolic process.
AUGCAACGAAACCUACUCAGACGUAAUUUUAUUCUGAAUUGUAGAGUACAUAUACAAUGCAACAUCAGAUCAUACAUAGGUUGUUCUCCAAAUAUAAUCAAUAAUGUGUUCAAUAAUGAUACAUGGGUUCUUCAAAAACCGUCAUUAAAACACUUACCAAUUCAGGAACGAGAUGUAACACAUUAUAAUGGAAUGACCACUAAACCAUUUGAAUUUCAGUUAAAUGAAGAUAACAAAUCCAUCUAUAAAACAGAUAUUACGUUUAAGAAUCAAAUAGAUAACUCAUUACGACAAUUAUACCAUACACAUAUCAGAACCGAAACAUUCGACCAAACUUCUAAGUCACCAUUUUUAGAAUCUUCAUGGUUGAAACUUCGAGAUUAUAUAUAUAUGCAACUUACAAACCCACAGCUACCAACACAAAUCAAAACAUAUAAACCUACGGUAUCACAGUGUGUGCAACCCACAGAACCUUCAUGCUUAAUUGCACAACUGUAUAAUAGUAAUAAAAUACCAUCAUCUACGUGGCGUACUGUAAUGCAUUUAUCAGAAGAAACACCUGUAUCAGAUUCACUAAUAUAUCACCAUAUAAUUUCCAAGACUAUUACAUAUAUAAAUGAGAAAGAAAUAAUACCACAACGAUUAAAGACAAUAGAUACAGAUGACACUGACAGCGUAGAUGUUGGGAACCCAACCGAAUGGUACCCUGAAGCAAGAAAGAUUAAACGUCAUAUCAUUCUACAUCUUGGCCCUACCAACUCUGGUAAGACUCAUAGAGCACUUAAAAAACUUAGAGAGGCUGAUAGAGGGUAUUAUGCGGGACCAUUAAGACUACUUGCAAGAGAAGUUUACGAUCGAUUCAAACAAGAAGGAAUUCCCUGUAAUUUACUUACCGGGGAGGAAGUUAUCAGUGAGUUAGACUCAUUAGGAAAUAAAGUCGGCAUAACUGCAGGUACAGUGGAAAUGUUGCCCACCACUUCUGAAUUUGAUGUUGUGGUAUUGGAUGAAAUCCAAAUGAUGUCAGACGAGGAUCGAGGUUGGGCAUGGACAAAUGUUCUCUUAGGUGCAAAGGCAAAGGAGAUACAUGUCUGUGGUGAAAAAAGUGCGUUACCCUUGAUUAAAAAGUUAAUAAAAAUCACAGGAGAUAAACUAACUGUGAAUGAGUAUGAAAGACUAGGAAAAUUAGUCAUUGAAGAUAAACCUAUCGGUAAUAACCUAAAGGGUUUACGAAAGGGUGAUUGUAUUAUAGCCUUCUCAAAGAAAAAAAUCUUAGAUACAAAAUUGAAAAUAGAGAAGAUGACAAAUUUGAAAGUUGCAGUAAUAUAUGGCUCUCUCCCACCAGAGACUCGUGUUCAACAAGCAGCCUUGUUUAAUAAUGGAGAAUAUGAUGUGCUUGUUGCUUCAGAUGCAAUUGGGAUGGGCUUGAAUUUAGCCAUAGAUCGUGUAAUAUUUAACACAGACAUGAAAUUUAAUGGUACAGAGAUGACUACUUUGACAGACUCUCAAAUUAAGCAAAUUGGUGGACGUGCUGGCCGUUUUAAAUCAACAAAGACUUCAUCGUCGUCAUCAUCUGUGGGUGAAGUAAGACCUACUGGUUAUAUUACAGCUGUCGAUCACAAUGUUCUCGCAACAAUCAAACGUGGUAUGGAGGCUCCCGUGACAUAUCUGGAAUCUGCUGUGAUAUGGCCAACAUUCGAGAUCUGCUCCCAAUUGAUGAUCCGAUAUCCACCUGGAACCAGUUUCAGUUUCUUAUUAAAUCGUUUCUCUCAACAAAUGAAAAUUCGUGAAGAUAAGAUAUAUAAGUUGCCUGAAUUCGAGGAUCGACUAAGGAAUAUAGCAUUAUUUGAACACAUCGAGGGACUUUCAUUCACUGAUCAAUUGAGAUUGAGUUGUGCUCCGAUCAAAGAUAUGCCAUUAGUGAAAGAUGCCUUUAGAAAAUUCUGUCGCACGAUUGCCAAUCGUCAUAGUAGAGGACUCCUAUCGUAUAACUUCCCAUUCGAACUACUUAACUAUCAAUGCAUAGACAAUGAAAAGUUCACACUAGAGCAAUACGAAGCAUUAUACAACAUCAUAAUGCUAUUUUUCUGGUUAAGUAACAGAUAUCCGAAUUAUUUUAUAGAUACAGAGUCAGCUAAGGAUCUGAAGUAUUUCUGCGAGCUGAUUAUCUUCGAGAAACUCGACCGUCUCAAGAAGAAUCCCUACAUGCAACGUGGAGCUAGCGGUGGCAUUCGUUCCCUCUACAUCAAGAAUCGUAGAAGAUAG